CAGAGACGCGCGCGUGCCAUGUGUCGGUAUGCGCCCUCGUGGACGCGCCCAGCCUGUGUUUUCCCUGCGCUGGCUGCUCGUCACGUGACAGGGCGAACUGAUCGCUGGCUGGACGGCUGUUUCCCGUCGGUAUAGAAGGCUGCGGUGUCCGCUUCCACCCCGGGGCGGCCCGCUGACGGGAACAUCGAUUGCCUCGGUGCUUGUUAUGGAGUGUGGGGAGCGGAGCGGCACGGCCAGAGAACUGUUCGAGGCCUGUAGGAACGGGGACGUGGAGAGGGUGAGGAAGUUGGUCAGUGCCGAUAAUGUGAACAGCCGGGACACUGCGGGCAGAAAAUCCACACCGCUACACUUCGCUGCAGGAUUUGGCCGGAAGGAUGUUGUGGAACACCUACUGCAAAAUGGUGCCAAUGUCCACGCUCGUGACGAUGGCGGUCUCAUCCCUCUCCACAAUGCCUGCUCUUUUGGUCAUGCCGAAGUUGUCAAUCUCCUGCUGAGACAUGGCGCUGAUCCUAAUGCCCGUGACAAUUGGAAUUAUACUCCCCUCCAUGAAGCCGCUAUAAAGGGCAAAAUAGAUGUCUGUAUAGUACUACUUCAGCAUGGAGCAGAUCCAACUAUUCGGAACACAGACAGCCGGACAGCUUUGGAUUUGUCUGAUCCGUCUGCUAAAACUGUGCUGACAGGGGAGUACAAGAUGGAUGAACUAUUGGAAAGUGCUCGGAGUGGAAAUGAAGAAAAAAUGAUGGCAUUGCUCACUCCACUUAAUGUUAACUCCCACGCUAGUGAUGGAAGAAAGUCAACCCCACUUCACCUAGCUGCGGGCUAUAACCGUGUGAAAAUUGUACAGCUGUUACUUCAGCAAGGAGCAGAUGUUCAUGCCAAGGAUAAAGGUGAUCUGGUUCCACUUCACAAUGCCUGUUCAUAUGGCCACUAUGAAGUAACAGAGUCGCUUGUAAAGCAUGGUGCCUGCGUCAAUGCAAUUGACCUCUGGCAAUUCACCCCUCUUCAUGAAGCGGCAUCUAAGAAUCGUGUGGAGGUAUGCUCCCUCUUGCUUAGUUAUGGAGCAGAUCCCAACAUGCUCAACUGCCAUAACAAGAGUGCAAUAGAUCUGGCCCCAACACCACAGCUUAAGGAACAAUUAGCAUAUGAAUUCAAAGGUCAUUCAUUGCUGCUGGCAGCAAGGGAAGCAGAUGUAGCCCGUGUGAAAAAGCACCUAUCACUGGAAAUAGUCAACUUCAAACAUCCUCAAACUCAUGAGACCGCCUUGGUGAGUUUUAUAAAAAAUGAAUUGCAUGCACUAUUUUGUUGCGAUCGCACCGGACUGGAACGCAGGCAAAUAUGUGAUUUCUUGAUGGUCAAUAAAAGAAGGAAAGGCGCAAAUAUCAAUGACAAGACCAAAGACUUUUUGACUCCUCUCCAUGUCGCAGCAGAUAAAGGUCAUAAUGAUGUUGUAGAGGUGUUGCUAAAACAUGAAGCCAAGGUCAGUGCUUUGGAUAACUUGGGACAGACGUGUCUCCAUCGUGCUGCUCAUUGUGGCCAAUUACAAACCUGCCGCAUUUUGUUAAACUCGGGUUGUGACCCAGCAGUUGUAUCACUUCAGGGUUUCACUGCUCUUCAAAUGGGUAAUGAAAGUGUACAGCAGCUCCUACAGGAAGGCUUACCGCUUAGCAACUCUGAUGCUGACUGCCAGCUGCUGGAGUCUGCAAAAGCUGGGGACCUAGAUACAGUCAAAAAACUGUGUAACCCACAGACUGUAAACUGUAGGGAUAUAGAAGGCCGUCAGUCCACACCCUUACAUUUUGCUGCAGGGUACAAUCGUGUCGCUGUGGUAGAAUAUCUGUUAGAACACGGAGCAGAUGUCCAUGCUAAAGAUAAAGGCGGCUUGGUACCAUUACACAAUGCAUGUUCUUAUGGACACUAUGAAGUAACAGAACUGCUUGUCAAGCAUGGAGCAGUAAUUAAUGUUGCUGAUUUAUGGAAAUUUACACCUUUACAUGAAGCUGCAGCAAAAGGGAAAUACGAGAUUUGCAAGCUUCUCUUACAGCAUGGCGCUGAUUCAACGAAAAAGAAUAGAGAUGGAAAUACAGCGUUAGACCUGGUCAAAGAUGGAGAUACGGACAUUCAGGACCUCCUGCGUGGAGAUGCGGCCUUGUUAGAUGCUGCCAAGAGAGGCUGUGUAGCGCGAGUGAAAAAACUCUGUACUCUGGAAAAUGUUAAUUGUAGAGAUACACAAGGCAGACAUUCUACACCAUUACAUUUAGCAGCUGGCUACAACAACUUAGAAGUGGCAGAGUACUUGUUACAACAUGGUGCUGAUGUGAAUGCGCAAGAUAAAGGAGGACUUAUUCCACUGCACAACGCAGCGUCAUAUGGGCACGUGGAUGUGGCUGCUCUACUUAUUAAAUUCAAUGCUUGUGUGAAUGCCACUGAUAAGUGGGCUUUUACAUCACUGCAUGAAGCCGCUCAGAAAGGAAGGACACAGCUUUGCGCAUUGCUUCUGGCACAUGGCGCCGAUCCUACACUGAAAAAUCAGGAGGGGCAGACAUCCUUAGACCUGGUUACAGCUGAUGAUGUACGUGCCCUUCUAACUGCAGCGAUGCCUACUGCAUCCUUACCAGCAUUUUAUAAACCACAGCUUAUCAACGUUUCCCAGCCCACGUCCUCAACAGCAGGAGUCUUAUCUUCAGUGCCCUCAAGUCCACCCACCCUUUCUGCUGCCAGCAGUUUGGAUAACCUGAGCACCAGCUUUUCAGAAUCGCAGUCUACAUCUAGUGGGGGAGCUGAGGGGGCUGUGGCCUUGGAGAAGGAGGAAGGCAAAGUCCCUGGAUUUGAUCUCAGCAUCAAUCAGUUUUUGCGGAACCUUGGACUUGAACACUUAAUUGAAAUCUUUGAGAGAGAACAGAUCACACUAGAUGUUCUUAUUGAGAUGGGGCACAAGGAGUUCAAGGAGAUUGGAAUUAAUGCUUAUGGGCACAGGCAUAAAAUAAUCAAAGGCGUGGAGCGGCUCAUAUCAGGCCAACAAGGUUUGAAUCCUUACUUGACACUUAACAACUCUGGCAGCGGCACUAUAUUAAUUGACCUAGCUCCAGACGACAAAGAAUUCAUGUCUGUGGAUGAAGAGAUGCAGAGUACUGUCAGAGAGCACAGGGAUGGAGGACAUGCUGGUGGAGUCUUCAACAGAUACAAUAUAUUAAAGAUUCAAAAGGUAUGCAAUAAGAAACUCUGGGAAAAAUACACACACCGGCGAAAAGAAGUUACUGAGGAAAAUCAUAAUCAUGCCAAUGAAAGAAUGCUCUUUCAUGGUUCUCCAUUUGUAAAUGCAAUAAUUCACAAAGGGUUUGAUGAAAGGCAUGCAUACAUUGGUGGAAUGUUUGGAGCUGGUAUAUACUUUGCUGAAAACUCAUCCAAAAGCAACCAAUAUGUCUAUGGCAUAGGAGGUGGAACGGGCUGCCCAGUGCACAAAGACAGAUCUUGUUACAUUUGUCACAGACAUCUGCUGUUUUGUCGAGUGACAUUGGGGAAAUCAUUCUUGCAGUUCAGUGCUAUGAAGAUGGCACACUCCCCUCCUGGUCAUCACUCAGUAACUGGGCGGCCUAGUGUUAACGGCCUUGCUCUAGCAGAGUAUGUCAUCUACCGGGGAGAGCAGGCCUACCCAGAAUACCUAAUAACGUAUCAGAUAGUGAAGCCUGACGCUGCAGUAGAAGGAUAAUCACAAAGCCCCUUGAGCCUCCCGGACUUACAUGUGGAACCGGAAUCUUCGUGAUGGCCAAUCAGAGAGCCUUUAAUAAACAAUGUGAAAGCAUUGUGAUAUUUUCAGAGACUACAGCUUUAAAAAUGUUUAGUGUAUUUCCUGAACAUUCACAAAAUACGUUAUCAGCACUUUAACAGACGCCAUUCUUGAUAUAAAAAUGGGUUUGUCUAUAUUUAACUCUACACAAGGAAACCUAUUUCAUUAACUUGAAUUUUCAAUCCUGUCCUUUUUUUUUUUUUUUUUUUUUUUACACAACACGUUUUAAGCAUCUAACUGCAUUCAUUCUAAUUCCUGUAAAA
Nanorana parkeri is the source of this 4047-nucleotide messenger RNA. It is a transcript of the gene TNKS2, whose product is annotated as tankyrase 2. Gene Ontology annotation, molecular function: NAD+ poly-ADP-ribosyltransferase activity; protein binding. The coding region runs from base 206 to 3706 and encodes 1166 amino acids. NCBI's taxonomy places the organism in Eukaryota, Metazoa, Chordata, Amphibia, Anura, Dicroglossidae. The transcript is spliced from 27 exons. The record is from RefSeq and is a predicted model, not a curated record.